AUGGGGUCAGAAAUCGUGAAAAUAGAGAGCAGGUCUCUCUCACCUGAAAGAUUCACUCAAUUGCAUGAUCAGACCCUACGGCUCUCAUUCUCUCGUCUGAUUGCUUCAUAUGUAUGUCUAUGCUGCUGUUAUUUUAUCUCAUAUCUUGAUAUGAAUGCGACGACGACAGCCUUGCCUACUAUCUCGAACGCCUUGUCUGCGGGAACAACCAUAACAUGGGCUGGAACCGCCUUCCUUUUGGGACAAACAACGUUCCAACCACUCUAUGGUCGCGUGUCCGAUAUCUCUGGGCGAAAGCCUGUGCUACUCAUAUCUCUCGGGUGUAUCAUGGUGGGCGAUCUCCUUUCAGGAUGGGCGCAAAGCCCAGUAUGGUUAUACGUGACCCGAGCAUUGAGUGGAGUUGGUGCAGGAGGUAUAAGUUCCCUUGUUUCCAUAAUAGUGAGCGAUUUGGUCAGCUUAAGAGAACGAGGAAAAUAUCAAGGAUUCGUGAGCAUCGCAAUCGGAGCAGGAGCAGUAACAGGGCCAUUCAUCGCAGCUGGUGUCAUUGCAAGGGGACAUGAUGGCUGGCGAUGGGCCUUCUGGGUUCCAUCUAUUCUCGCGUUCAUAUGCAUGUUCCUGCUCUUAUUUCUCUUACCAUUAAAACCUGUUACUGGUGGCUGGCGAAGUAAAGUGAGACAAAUUGAUUGGAGUGGUGUCUUCCUCUCUACAAUCGGGAUUGUGUUCUUACUGAUCCCAAUCAGCUCUGGAGGAGGUACCUGGCUAUGGAUGAGUCCCCUUAUUAUCGCCCUUCUGACCCUUGGAGUCAUUUCAAUUGCAUCAUUUAUCCUGGUUGAGGGAUUCCGGGCUAGGCUGCCCAUCAUGCCCCUGGCGUUGUUCAAAGAAAGAUCCCUAACAAUAAUGUUGUUCACGGGUGCCCUUCAUGACUAUGUUUGGCAGUCAACUCAGUACUUUGUGCCUCUUUUCUUUCAAGAAGUCAGAGGAUAUUCACCUCUUGAAAGCGCCAUCCUGACUUUGCCUUAUGUUUUGGCUCAAAGUCUGGCGGGUACAAUAUCCGGACCCUUAAUGAGUCGAUUUGCUAGGUUUGUCACAUCGGCUCUAUCUUUCGUGCUAGAUCUAACCUUUGAACCUUCAACAUUAGGUAUACUCCAGUGUUACGAACGGGCCUUUUUCUUUGGUCAUGUGGAGCAGGCCUUCGAGUGUUAUUUGGUCGAGGUACCCAUACUGCUGUCUAUGCAGUGGUACUGGCUAUCGAAGGUGCAGGUGUUGGCUAUACUCAUCAGCCUGGUAAGAGCUGCUUCCCAUGUUAUAAAAUCAAUACUGAUGCUAGUUGAAGGUCUGGUAGCUGUACAGGCUCUUGCAAGAGAGGAAGAUCGAGCAGUCGCCACAUCUACUCGCAAUCUACUACGAUCUUUAGGAUCUGUUUUCGGUAUCGCGAUCUCAACUGCAGUGCAACGAGCUGUCAUCAAGUCUUAUUUGAAGAUAUCUGGGGAUACACAAGAUCACAUGGGCACUGGAGACGUGAGCUCGUUAGAACACUCUCGGAUAUUAGAUGCAAAGAUGGCAGGAUUUCGAGUGGUCUUUAUCAGUCUUGUGCCCUUGAUUUGUCUUUGCUUCAUAGGCAAUUUUUGGGUGAACGAUGUAACACUUAGCGAUGAUAAGAAGGAUGAGCUGAGCCCGAUAGAAGACGAGGAGACACCUAAGGAAAGUGAAUGA
Penicillium malachiteum is the source of this 1713-nucleotide messenger RNA. RefSeq names its product Major facilitator superfamily domain general substrate transporter. The record is from RefSeq and is a predicted model, not a curated record. Gene Ontology annotation, biological process: transmembrane transport. The transcript is spliced from 2 exons. Lineage: Eukaryota; Fungi; Ascomycota; Eurotiomycetes; Eurotiales; Aspergillaceae. The coding region runs from base 1 to 1713 and encodes 570 amino acids. Gene Ontology annotation, molecular function: transmembrane transporter activity.